This is a messenger RNA of Pollicipes pollicipes, 1858 nucleotides long. Its product is annotated as lysine-specific demethylase 7B. NCBI's taxonomy places the organism in Eukaryota, Metazoa, Arthropoda, Thecostraca, Pollicipedomorpha, Pollicipedidae. The coding region runs from base 38 to 1858 and encodes 606 amino acids. The transcript is spliced from 16 exons. The record is from RefSeq and is a predicted model, not a curated record.
GACCACAGUGUUGGAGGCAGUCGCAAAGGUCUAAACAAUGGCAUCAGGCGAGUCACUGUGCUCCUGCGGUCAGCCAUAUGAUAACUCCAAGUUUAUGAUACAGUGUGAUAUCUGCAAGGAUUGGCUUCAUGGAAUAUGCGUUGGUCUUCGUGAACACCAAAGCGUGGAUAUUGACAAGUACCACUGCCCACGGUGUGAGCUCAUGUGCGGCCCCUCAAUAUACAAGCAAAGGACGAACUGGCACCGGCAUGACCCCUACGAGCUGAACGCCGAUGCAAAACCGGUUCAAACUGGAACUCCCAUAUUCAUCAAAGAGCUCCGCUCCCGCCACUUCGAAAGCGCUGAUGACGUCAUCGUUCGACUGCGCGGUCAGCAGUUGACGUUGCCGUACCUGGCCCAGCACGGCUGGGACCGGCCCAUCUUGCUCGACUCACUGGAGGGGCUGGGCAUGCAGCUGCCGCCCGCCAACGCCUUCACCGUCCACGACGUGGAGAACUACGUGGGCUCGGAGCGCGAGGUGGACGUGAUCGACGUCAGCCGGCAGCGCGACAUACACAUCAGCAUGCACGACCUCGCCGAGUACUUCAGCAGCCGGCAGCGUGCAGAGACGCUCAACUGCAUCAGCCUCGAGUUCAGCGGCACCGGGCUGUCAGCGCUGGUCGAAGCGCCCUACAUCGUGCGCAAGCUGUGCUGGGUGACCACGCUGUGGCCGACACCGUCGCCGGAGGGCGUGGAGAAGCCCACUGUCACCAAGUACGCGCUCAUCAGCGCCGCCGACUCCUACACAGACUUCCACGUGGACUUUGGCGGCACGUCCGUCUGGUACCACGUCCUUCAGGGCGAGAAGAUCUUCUACCUCAUCCGACCGACGGCCUCCAACCUGACAUUGGUACCAGCGUUGGCUGAGCUCCACUCACGCAACUCCACCUUCUUCGGUGACCAGGUGGACGCCUGUCACCGGCUGUCACUGAGGUCCGGCCAGACGCUGCUCAUCCCGUCCGGCUGGAUCCACGCCGUGUACACGCCGCAGGACUCGCUCGUGUUCGGCGGCAACUUUCUCUGCAGCCUGAACGUUCCGCUACAGAUCAGGGUGUACGAGCUGGAGAAGAAGUCGCGCACACCGCUCAAGUUCCGCUUCCCGUCGUUCGAGACGUGCCACUGGCUGGGCAGCCGGCGACUGGUUGAGGAGAUGCGCGACUACGGCGACGCUAACCAGCGCUGCCCGGCCCACCUGGUGCAGGCGGCGCGCGCGCUCGCCUCCGCCCUGCGCUCGUGGGCGCACGACGCCUCGUCGGCGCGGCGCGGUGUCGAGCCCGUUCCGGUCACCAUCAACGCCAGCAAGCUGAUCAAGCAGCUGAACAAGGAGCUGCGCCACGCCGAGAAGUACAGCGCGCAGACGCCGCAGCCGGCGCCGCCGCGGCCCGAGCGCCAGUCGCGCCGCCAGGUCAAGAAGCGGCCGCUCGACGACGACUUCAUCGACAUCUCAGAGCGCUCCGAGUUCGAGACGCUGCUGCAGGAGGCGCGGCCGCUGACGAUCGACGACUCGGCGCGCCGCUACGGCCGCAUCCGCUCCGUCUCCAUGGACAACCCGCUCAAGCUGCGCCUCUCCAUCGACGGCCGGCCGGACCCGGCGCCGGUGGCGAACGGCAUCGAUGAGCUGCUGCGCGCCUCGAGCCGCCGCGCGCGCUCCUACUCCUCUGACGACGAGGCGUACGGCACAGCGCAGGACGACGAGUUUGUGUACCCCUCCCUCGACACUUCAGAUGACGAGCACGUGUUCAAGCCGCGCGGCCGGCGCCGCGGCGCCGACGAGGCCUGGAACCCGAAGGCGCGCGUGCCGGUGGGCUCGGCGCGCUGA